This is a messenger RNA of Gaeumannomyces tritici R3-111a-1, 309 nucleotides long. RefSeq lists its product as hypothetical. The transcript has 2 exons. The record is from RefSeq and is a predicted model, not a curated record. Lineage: Eukaryota; Fungi; Ascomycota; Sordariomycetes; Magnaporthales; Magnaporthaceae. The coding region runs from base 1 to 279 and encodes 92 amino acids.
AUGUCGGCCUUUGCCGGAUCCGAGAGCGAUGUAAAGAUUCCGUCCUGCGCGCGCCAGUCCUUAGGGGUGUCGGCUUUGGCCGCCGUGGCGCGUAGCUUGGGCAGCAGCAGCAGCGGCAGCAGCGGCACGAGCAGGAACGAGUCGACUGCCUUGACGCCGAACGACAGCUCGCAGCCGCUGGCAAGGCUGAGCCGGAACUCGGCCAGCGCUAAGCCUGCUUUCUCGACUACCGUAUGGAACCGGCCCAGGGACGACUCAGCGCGGUCGCGAACGUCUUGAUCGACUCCGUAAACACUAGGCCGAGGUCAA